CCCUCGUUCGGAAUGAGCUGGCGGCAGCGGAGGAGGAAAGGGAGAAGCUGGAGCAGCACGAGGAGUCCCUGGCCGAAGAAUAUGAUGCCCUGAACGAGAGCCGCACGAGCUUGCUGAACGCGAGCGCCUGCGAACGAACGGAUGAGUCGUUGCAUGUUCCCAGCGAUGCGAAGGCCGAUCCCCCCGGGAACGAGAGCGAAAUUGAACAGUUGCGACACGGUGAUUCCCUGGCAGGAGAUUUAGAAUCCCUGUACGUGAGCCGCACGAGCUUGCUGAACGUGAGCGCCCAUGAACGAACAGACGACUCGAUGCCUGUACCUGUCGAUGCGGAGUACGAGUCAUCCGGGGACGAGAGCGAAGUUGAACAGGAUCCCACGCCUGGCAUCAGUCAAGAAGAUCCAUCAAAGGCUUAAGAUUUGGAUGAUUUACUGACCAAAGUGAAAGAAAAGAGCGUUAUGGAUUCUUCAGACGAGACACAACAUACAGGAUAAAUAAAUGUUUUGUAUCUGAUUGCCGUAAUAGUUCGUGAGAAUUUAGUGUGGUGUCAUAAGGAUACUUUUUUUGAGGGGGGUGGGGUUGAAGGAGUGGUUCAUUUACUUGAGUAAACAAGACUAGAAAGGAGACAAAAUUUCUUUUAUAAUGUCAGAUUAUUGUCCGUGCUACAAGCUUUGACAUAUUAUUGAUUAUCAUUAAGUUAUCCAUAGAAUGAUAUGUCCUUUUUAUUAUCUUCUUUUUUUUCUCACAACUGCAGUGUAAGUGCAGCUUCCGGAAUGUAGAAUUUUUCAUGAAGUGAAAAAAAUAUAACCAGAAAAUAUUGGGUCAAAAUGUGAUGAACAUGAACAUGGAAUGUCCAGUCUAUAUUUAUUUUGCAUGUGUAUGAAAAAUAUGAGGAAAUAAACCUUUGCCAAAAAAUUAUA
Molecule: messenger RNA, 917 nt
Organism: Penaeus vannamei (Pacific white shrimp)
Lineage: Eukaryota; Metazoa; Arthropoda; Malacostraca; Decapoda; Penaeidae
Source: RefSeq, a predicted model, not a curated record